Messenger RNA from Cyanistes caeruleus (blue tit), 641 nucleotides. The record is from RefSeq and is a predicted model, not a curated record. NCBI's taxonomy places the organism in Eukaryota, Metazoa, Chordata, Aves, Passeriformes, Paridae.
UGCUGGAAGGGAUCAGGAUUUGCAGGAAAGGCUUCCCCAGCAGAGUCCUCUAUGCUGACUUCAAACAGAGAUACAGAGUACUUAAUGCCAGUGCUAUCCCAGAGGGACAGUUCAUGGACAACAAGAAGGCUUCAGAGAAGCUUCUUGGGUCCAUUGAUGUUGACCACACCCAGUACAGAUUUGGUCACACCAAGGUGUUCUUCAAAGCCGGACUAAUAGGUGUCCUGGAGGAGAUGAGAGAUGAGAAACUGGCAGAGAUUAUGACCAUGAUACAAGCCAGGUGCAGAGGCUUCCUGAUGAGAGUGGAGUACCAGAGAAUGGUGGAAAGGAGAGAGUCCAUCUUCUGCAUCCAGUACAACGUUCGUUCAUUCAUGAAUGUCAAACACUGGCCAUGGAUGAAGCUGUUCUUCAAGAUCAAGCCCUUGCUGAAGAGUGCAGAGUCUGAGAAGGAAAUGGCCAACAUGAAGGAAGAGUUUGAGAAAACCAAGGAAGAGCUUGCAAAGUCUGAGGCAAAGCGGAAGGAGUUGGAGGAGAAAAUGGUGGCCUUGGUGCAGGAGAAAAAUGACCUGCAGCUCCAAGUGCAGGCAGUGAGUAUCACUGUUCAUUUUUCCCUGGAAAAAGGAUGAUACCAUCCAAUGUGU